Messenger RNA from Plenodomus lingam JN3, 2688 nucleotides. Lineage: Eukaryota; Fungi; Ascomycota; Dothideomycetes; Pleosporales; Leptosphaeriaceae. The record is from RefSeq and is a predicted model, not a curated record.
AUGCAGGCGUCAGGAGUUUCUUUGUCUCACGCGCCCCCCGCGCUCAGGCUUGCAAUGGAAAAUCUGCAGUUUCAUGCAGCCUCGUCGAAACACGGGGCUGCGAUUGGCUCAGGGCAGGCUGGAAUUAGAAUAGGCAUGCAGUCGGCAAUGCAGGAACGUGCCAUCAAGAGGGAAAAUAUGUAUCACACGGUAUGCCUGCCGGACGGGGCGGUAGGCAAGUUCCAUACCGGCCUUUUCCCCGUUCACGCCCAAGGACCGUGCAGGACACGAGGCGAGAAGAGGAUCGCGGUGAAGGGUGAAGGAAGGAUGCUGGCGGCGAGUUGCAGGGUGCUGCACGUGGCCAAUCAGGGCGCGGUGGGCUGGUUGCGACUGCCUCCUCUCGACAGCAGCUGCCCGACUUGGCGGGGCAGUCGUCAUCGGGUGGGCAAAUUCAGAGAGGACAGACGCGCAACUCAGGUUGAGGCUGAGCUGUUAGGCACCAGCCAUACCACAUCCCGCACCGGCCAUAUCAACACCAGCACCAGCACCAGCAGCACCAACAGUCACAGUCACAGUCACAGUCACAGUCACAGUCACAGUCACAGUCACAGUCACAGCCUCAGCGGCGACUUCACUCCCCUUGCCUGGUACACCCAAAUCGCCCGCUCUUUUACUCUGCUGCACUCGGCAGACCACGUUGCGAAGAUGAAUGUAAUCAAGCUGCAAAAAAAGUACCCUCAAUUCCAGCAGGCCGAGAUCUUUGGCCUGCAAGACGCCUUCCGCAAGCUCGAUGUCGACGACAAGGGCUAUCUGGACGAGAGUACCGUCAUCAAGGCCGCUCAGCAGUCGGAGCAUCAGCCGUACGAUGUCGUGCGACAGGCCCUGAAGGAAGUCGAGCUCGAUAGCUCACGGCGCGUCGAGCUGGACGACUAUGUGGAUGCAAAGGGAAACUGGAAGCUGACACAGCCGCAGCUCAUCUCCAAAUUGCGCGACUCCUCACCCGCCCAGCAGCGCAUGUCCACCGGUCCAACCCGUCCACGCGCUGGCACCGGCCCCAGAGGCAGUGUCCCCUCGAACCCUGGGCACGCUUCCAAGGGCAGCAUUGGCGGCGGUGGAGGCGGAGGUCGUAUCCAGGUCCAAGGCUCUUCAGCAAACGUCACCCACACCAUCAACGAGGACGAGCGCACCGAGUUCACCCGCCACAUCAAUGCCGUUCUCGCCGGCGACCCGGAUAUUGGCGACCGCCUACCCUUCCCAACGGAUACGUUUGAAAUGUUCGAUGCCUGCAAGGAUGGCCUGGUGCUGUCCAAGCUCAUCAACGACAGCGUGCCGGAUACCAUUGACGAGCGUGUGCUGAACAAGCCGGGCAAGAAGAUCAAGUCGCUCAACAACUUCCACUUCACCGAGAAUAACAACAUUGUCAUCGAGUCCGCCAAGGGUAUUGGAUGUUCCGUCGUCAACAUUGGCAGUGGAGACAUUAUCGAGGUCCGCGAGCAUUUGAUUCUGGGUCUGAUAUGGCAGAUUAUCCGGAGAGGUCUGCUUGGCAAGAUUGACAUCAAGCUGCAUCCUGAGCUGUACAGACUGCUGGAAGACGAUGAGACUCUCGAGCAGUUCCUGCGUCUGCCCCCGGAGCAGAUUCUUCUGAGGUGGUUCAACUACCACUUGAAGAACGCCAAGUGGAACAGAACCGUCACCAACUUCUCCACCGAUGUCAAAGAUGGCGAGAACUAUACUGUCUUGCUCAGCCAACUAGCACCCGAAAUCUGCUCACGCUCUCCACUACAGCAGACCGACCUGCUCCAGCGCGCCGAAAGUGUCCUUCAAAACGCCGAUGCCCUUGGCUGCCGCAAGUUCCUGACACCGAGCUCCCUCGUAGCGGGAAACCCCAAGCUUAACCUCGCCUUUGUCGCCAACCUGUUCAAUACGCACCCCUGCCUCGACCCGAUUACCGAAGAAGAAAAGGCGGAGAUUGACGAUUUCGACGCGACAGGCGAACGCGAAGCCCGUGUCUUUACCCUGUGGCUUAAUUCUCUUGACGUGAAACCGGUGGUUCAAUCGUUUUACGAAGACCUCAAGGACGGCACCGUCAUUCUGCAGGCCUACGACAAGGUGAUUCCCGGCAGCGUAAACUGGAGACAUGUCAACAAGCCCCGCGAAGGCCAGGAGCUCAUGCGCUUCAAGGCGCUCGAGAACACGAAUUACGCGGUGGAACUAGGCAAACAGGUGCAGUUUAGUCUGCCCGGUAUCCAGGGCGCGGACAUUACAGACGGCCAGCGCACGCUCACCCUCGGCCUCGUGUGGCAACUGAUGCGCAAGGACAUUGUCUCGACGCUCAACGGGCUGGCCCAACGGCUAGGCAAGCAGGAAAUCGCCGACGCGGAUAUGAUCAAAUGGGCCAACGACAUGGCCCGCAAGGCGGGCAAAUCCUCCCAAGUCCGCUCCUUCAAGGACUCGUCCCUCGCCAAUGCCGUCUUCCUGCUCGAUGUCCUGGCCGGCAUGAAGCCGGCGUACGUCGACUACGAUCUCGUGGCGCCCGGCCGCAACGACGAGGAAUGCUAUCAGAAUGCGAAGCUGGCGAUUAGCAUUGCGCGCAAGAUGGGGGCGACGAUUUGGCUGGUGCCAGAGGAUAUUGUGGCGGUGCAGAGUCGGUUGAUUACGACGUUUAUUGGCAGUCUGAUGAGUACGGCGGAGAAGAUGGGGGCGCAGUGA